GGCGGAGGGGAUGGGAGGGGAGGAGGAGGUGGAGGGGGAGGCGGAGGGGGAGGCGGAGGAGGAGGGCUGGCCAGCAAGGCGGCAGGCGGCCGCGGCCGCGGCAGGGACAAGAGCUGGCUGGCGCUGCGCGGCCUGCGCGUGCGCAUGGCCGUGCACAGCGGCGUGUUCGCCGCCACAGACGUGGCCGUCAACGCCGCCUCCGGCCGCACCACCUACGGCGGAGUGCCCAUGCUCAAACUGCGUGCUGCCGCCGGCGCCUGCCCCGGCGCCCUCACGCUCGUCACCGCCGCCACCCACGCCCUGCUGGCUGCCAAAGCCGUGUCUUCAGGCCUGCCGUACGUCGUACUGAAGAGCAAGGCAGUUGGGGACAGCGGCGGCGCCGCCGCCGCCGCCAUGAAGCCUGCUGGCGGCGCCGCCGGCGCUGGAGAGGAUGGCGGCGCCGACGGCGCCACCAGCCAAAGCCUGAGUGCUGCUAUGUGGCGUAUGAGUUUCAGCACAAGGGCGGCCGGCGGUGCCGCCAGUACGGCAGCCAGUGGCGGUGGCGGCGGCGGCGCAACGUCGCUGCAGCGCAGCGCCGGCGGCAGCGCCGCCGCCGUCGGCCCGACGGCGGUCCUGUUCUGGCACGCCGGCGUCCACCGGCUGGACUCGCACCUGCCGCAGCCGCUCGAGGUGUUUGCGGCGGCGACGCCUGUUCUGGCGCCGCGCUGGGCGCUGCUGGCGGCGCCGGGCCCCGCUGACGUCACCAGGACCGUGGCGCCGGGGGUGUGGGAGGCGCCGGUGGGGCGGCUGUGCGUGUCGGUUGUGUCGGUGUCGGGCGGCGCCGCCAUUGCGGCCUGGAACCUAGGAAUCUGGCGCGAGAGCACCAUGCUGGUGUGGCGCCAGGCCGCACGACUGGCCCGGGCCAACGGCGGCUUCCUAGCAACCACACGAGUAGGCGUCGGGGCCGUGCCCGCCACCAGCGGCCGCGGCGGCGACGGAGGCGGCGGCCGCGGUGGCGGCGGCGCCGCGCCCGGCGCCGCGGUGCCCUCCAGCGCCGCCAACACCACGUCUGGUCCGCGGCUGCUGCUCAAGAGCCCCACCGGCCCAGCCGCCCUCAAGCCCUCGCCACCCGCACCCACCACUGCUGCCGCACCCACCGCGCCCCCUGCAACGCCGCCGCCGCCUGCCGCCAGCCAGGGUGUGGGCGCGGGACUGCUGCUAGGCCGCGGCUCCAGCGUGCUGCUGGCGGCGGCGUUCCCCUGCGCGGCGGCGGGACUGCGCUGGUCGGCGGAGCUCAUCGCGUUCGGCCUGCUGGCAGACUGGCCCGCCUCGCUGCUGCUGCACGAGCUGGCGGAGGAGACGGCGCUGUUGGACGCCGCCACCAUUCGCCGCGAGGCGACCACCGAGGGCCUCGGCACCGACACCACCACCGCCGCCAUGGCCGGCAGCAGCAGCAGCAGCAGCAGCAGCAGUGGAAGCAGCAGGCCGCGCCACCGCGACGGCGGCGGCGCCAUUGUCAUAUCAAAUCGGGAUCGUGACGACAGGGAUGGUGGCGGCGGCGCCGCCGCCGCUGCGGACGCGGCGCUCCCGGAAGCAAGCCGGCGCACGGAGGCAGCUGGAAGUGGCGGGGAGGCGACCGCCACAGCUGCUGCAGCUGCAUCAGGACGGCGGGACGAGCAGCAGAAGCGGCCGUGGACACGGACAGCGGGCGUGGGAGCGGAUGUAGCAGCGACAGCUACUGCCGCUGCGCCCCGUGGCGGCGCCGCUGACGGCGGCGGCGGUGGCGGCCAGGCUGUGCACGUGCGCCGCGGCCGCAUGCAAGCUCCCGGUCACACCGCAGCAGCAGCGGCUGUUGCUGUGGCUGUAGCUACAGCGGCUACAGCGGCUGCGGCAACGGCUGUGGUCGCAGGCCCCGACGCACAGCUUGGCGCAGCGGCGGCGCCGGCCGCAAGCGCCGCUGCCCUGCCAGCUACCCCCUCGCUGCCCUCGACCAUGAACGGCGAUUACGCCGCCGCUCACCUGUCUCCGCCCGUGCGUGUGGCGACGGCCGCCGCCGCCGCCGCCAUUCCUGCUGGCGGCGGCGACGGUGGCGGCGGCGGCCUGCUGGUCCCCGGCACGCCGUACACCGCCGCCGCGCCCGCCACCCGCCACAACCUGGGCUACCUCACUGAGUCCAGCUACGACUACUUGCCGCUGCCCGGCGCCGGAGGCGGCGGCGGCAGCGGCGGCGGCGGCGGCGGCGGCGGCUACGUCAGCAGCAGCGGCGGCGGCGGCGGCGGCGGCGGCUACGUCAGCAGCAGCGGUCCGCGGUCUCGCUCGGGUCUGGUGGGCGCGAUGCGGCUGCCCGUGCCCAUCCCGGUACGGCAGGUGGUGGUGCUGCCGGCGCCGGCGGCGCAGCCGGGCUCGCUGGCGGCGCUGCCCAGCGGCUCCUCCACGUACGGCACCUCGGCGGCGGCGGAGCUGGCGGCGGUGAUGGCGAUGGGGCUGGGCGGGCUUGGCGUGGCGGAUGCGGAGGAAGCGGCACGCGCCGUGGGGCUGCUGCCCAUGCCGGAGGCGGCGGCGGCGGCGGGGGUAGUGGAGGCGGGGGUGGUGGAGGGGGUGGAGGCAGCAGGAGCAGGGGGCGAUGCGAUACAGGAGCAGGGCGGCGGAGUGUUGGGUCCGGCGCCCGCCGCCGCAGCGCUCACGCCCGCUGCAGCUGACCCUGCGGCUAUCGUCGCCGACCCGGCUACAGCUACAGCCGCAGCCGUCAGCAGCGGCAGCACCCUAGACGUCGCUGCGCGCCGGUUCCCCACCGCGCCUGCGGCGGCGGCGGCGGCCGCCGCCCUGUCCGGCUCCGCUGGCUCUCCUGCCACCACCGCGCUGCCACAGCCGGCGGUGGUGGUCGCCAGCCGUGCCCUGGACAAGUCGCCGGUGCCCGGCAGCGGGCUAGCGCUGGCGGGCUGCGCCGUACGGCCCACAACACUGAAGAUCACAGAAGAGCUGGCGACGUCCAUGCUGCGCAAUGUACGGCAGCAGUUGACGCCGUCGCAGGCCGUACGACUGCUGGCGGCGCAGCACCACCGCCGCGGCGGCGUCGGCUUCGGCGGCAGCGGCGGCGUGAAUUGCGGCGGCGGCGGCGGGCGGGAUGCGGCGGAGGAUGCGUACGUGGACAAGUCGACGGCAGUAGGCGGCGCCGGCGGCGGCGCCGACGCGGGCGCACGAGGGGCAGCGAUGGUGGGUGGCGCGUCCGGGCGCAGGGCUAACAACGGCGUUGCGGAGGGGGAGGUAGCGUCGGUGAAGGGCGCCGGCGCGGGUGUCAGCGGUGCCGCCGCCGGUGCCGAUGCCAGCAGCCGGAAGCACGCCGCAGCGCAAGGUGGUGCCGGCGGCGGCGGCGGCGCGGCCGGCCUUGCCGAGGGCAGUGCGCACGGCAGCUCGGGGCAGCGGCUGGUGCUGCUGCCAGGGGCGCUGCUUGACAGACUGGUGGCCCGGGGGCUGAGGCUGCGUGCGGGGCUGGACGUGGGCACGGCGGUGGCGGAGGUCAACUGCGUCACCGGCGAGGUGCGCUACGCCGGCCCCGCGGCCCUGGGCGCCGCGGCCCUCGCGGUGGGCGGCCCCGUGUCGCACGUGCGCAUCAGCCCCGCCGCCGCACGUGCGCUGGCGGAGGCGGGCGAGCAGACGGCAGGUGGCGGCGGCGGCGGCGCGGCGGCGGUGGCGGCGCCGCUGGCGGCGCUGCAGCCCGCGAUGGCGGCGCGUGUGAUGGUGGUGGCGGCGCAGCCGCUGGGGGGUGUCACUAGCUAGCUGAGCGAGGGGUUUGAACUGCAAUGGCAAUGGGCGGCUGAAUUGCGUGAACUGGUGAAUGGUGAAUGGACAUGGAACGGGCAAAGUGUGAGUGGCAUGGGCAUGUGAGCUUUCGGGCUCAUGCUGGUGGUGGUCAAUUUGGGCAUUUGAAUGGCAACAGAAAACUUCAAUUUGGCGGUGGAAGGCUGCGCCUGACGCACAUGCAUGUCGCCAGCUCAGUAUCAGUAUCAUUGCUUAUGCUCAUGCUAUAGUGAGGUUGGCCGCUGGCACAGAUGGGGUGCUCGAUGCAUGCACUGCUGAGACAGGGUCCACAAGUACAAUGACGAAGGCCAAUGCACUGGCAGUUUGUGUUCUCAUGUUUAUAUCCUCAGAUUUUGCGGGUAGGGCGCAUAGCAUUGUCGAAACCAUCGAGUGCAUUUGGUAGUCUGUUGGUGCAUGGUUUGCAGACGACGUUUGCGACAGGUUGAGAUGGGAGGUCUCCCCACAUGUGCCUGCAGUGAGUAUCUACUAUCUAGUGUACUGCCCAUCCGCUGCUAGGACGUACCGCGUGUGCGAGUCAGGCCGGUGCACUGGUGUGGCGGGCGUGAGAGACCAUGCGCACGCAGUGUACUGCAGCGAUGGCCUUCCCUUCAUGCAGGGUCUAAACUUGCAGGAUGUUUAGCUCGUGAACGGCUGCCCGUCGGGGAGGAAUGAACGCACCGUCCACAUGCGUGCGGCUGGCGGUCUGCUAAAUUUGAAUUUUCGUGAGUGCUGCCC
Molecule: messenger RNA, 4512 nt
Organism: Chlamydomonas reinhardtii
Lineage: Eukaryota; Viridiplantae; Chlorophyta; Chlorophyceae; Chlamydomonadales; Chlamydomonadaceae
Exons: 4
Source: RefSeq, a predicted model, not a curated record